AUGCUUUAUAAAAGUUUUAAAGCUAGUACAAUAAUCGGUAAAAAAUGUUUUAACUGGUGGAACAAUUUGCCCAUAACGUGGAAAGUGGGUAUUUCUUGUUCGGUACUUUUUCCACCUUUAUGGAAUUAUAAUGAAAGAAGAAAAGCAAAAGAAAAACAAGUAUUUUACAAUAAAUCUAUUAGAGAUUAUGUAUUUUUUGAUAUUGCAAUAGAAAAUAAAUAUGUUGGUAGGGUCUUGAUCGGAUUAUAUUCUGAUCAAGUACCAUUAUCAGCUGAGAAUUUUAUACAGCUAGCUGAAGGAUAUCAAAUAAAAGAUAAAUAUAUAGGAUAUCGUAAUACAUCAAUACAUAAAAUAUACCCUGGUAUUGGUUUAGUAGGAGGAAAUGUUUUAAAUGAUAAAGAAGGUUUAAGUAUAUAUGGGAAAAAGUUUCCUGAUGAAAAUUUUGAUAUGGAAUUUGUUCAAGAUGGUGACGUUGCAUUAUUUAAUGAAGGACCUCAUAGUAAUUCUUCACAAUUUAUUAUUACAUUUUCUCCCAUGCCUAUAUUACAUAAACAUAAUGUUGUCAUUGGUACUGUUUUGAAAGGUAUGAAUAUAAUUCGUAUGAUUGAAAAUGUAGGAACAAAAUUAGGACAUCCUAUGUAUGAUGUUAGAAUAGUUAAUUGUGGUUUAUAUAAAGGAUUAGAAAAGGAUGGACCUCCAUUCUUCCAUUUUACUGAAAUUAUUGAAAAAAAUAAGGAACAUUUAAUAUCCAAGAAAGAAUUUGAAAACUUAUCCAAAGAGCAGAGACAAUCUCUUUUGAACGAUACAAAUAAGGUCCAAAAGAAAAAAAAACAAAAUUCAUAA
Molecule: messenger RNA, 843 nt
Organism: Plasmodium adleri (nom. inval.)
Lineage: Eukaryota; Apicomplexa; Aconoidasida; Haemosporida; Plasmodiidae
Product: peptidyl-prolyl cis-trans isomerase
Exons: 1
Coding region: 1-843 (280 amino acids)
Biological process (GO): protein peptidyl-prolyl isomerization
Molecular function (GO): peptidyl-prolyl cis-trans isomerase activity
Source: RefSeq, a predicted model, not a curated record